AUGGCGGGUAACUUUAACAUGAACGAAUUCAGUGUAGAACAACUUUUGGCUCUCAACAGUAUCAUAGACAGUGAUGAGGAUAUGGAUACAAGAGUAGAAGACAUCCUAACGGAUAGAAACUACAGGAUUGCUCCCGAUGACAAGGGUGAAAGCCCAUUCCAGGGAAAAAUACAGUUCAUAGACGAAUACGAUCGUGAUAUGGAAACAAAGAAGCCAAGACGCAUACCUAAGAACUACAAGGGUAGAAGAGGGAUUAUGCCAACGUGGAAGUACUCUGACAGGCAAAAGGCUAAGGCUUUACUUGUAGAGGAAGCAUACCAAAGCUUACUAUCUAAGGGAGUCCAGGGACUUCCACCCACAAUGGGAGGCAGAUGGCGCACGGACGACCCCCUUGUUAACGAGGAAAUUAAGAGAAUCGAAAACGAAAGGAAUCCUAAGGUAAAGCGUCCUAGAGGUAGACCACCAAAGGUAAAGACUGAUGCUGAAGUGAAGGUGCCAAAGAAGAGAGGCAGAUCACCAAAGGCAAAGACCGAUGCCGAAGUGAAGGUGCCAAAGAAGAGAGGCAGACCACCAAAGGCAAAGACUGAUGUUAAGGUUAGGAAGCAGACUGUAGCAGAAAGAUUCCUGAACCAAAGGAAGGUAAAACUCUCAGUGCCUGCAGAUAGUGUCAUAACUCCAACAGGUCCAGGUAAGUUCACAGUUCACGUGGAUCUUAAUAAGAGACCUGCGAGGAAAGCUCCUGAGGUACCCAAGGGCGUAGCUCCAUGGAGACCGAUACCUAAGCCUAGAACGGUACUUCAUAGGGAAAGACCUGUACCGAAACCUAGAACCAAGCUUCUUAAGGAAAGACCUGUACCGAAACCUAGGACCAGGAAACCAGUGUCUCCUCCUAAGGUUCGUAAGCCUGUAAGGGUGUCGAGGGAUGUCAAGGAGCAGCCUAUAGUGGUUACACCAGAGGAACAAGAAAUCGAUCCAUUUGGAACAGACCUCGAAAAGCCAUUCCACAGGAAAAUUGAGACAGCUGCAAAUGGAGCUGCUGUAACUUACUCGAUAACUCUUCAUUAUAUGGACCCUCUGGACCAGAUGAUUGCAAGCAGACAGGUAGUGAGAGGAAUACUUGUGAACGAGUUGAAGAAAAUGGGUGGGUUGAAGUACACAGAGACUCUGAAGGUGAGAAUGUCAAAGGAAAUUGGUGACGCGAAAACCAAGAAGGACUCAGUCUACUUCAAAUCUAAGACUGGUACUACAACUAACUUCGAGGAUAUUGAAAGUACUGCUGCUCAAAACCAACUGACAAUAUUGUCUAGAAUUGAAACCUUCCAAAACUUAGGUUCAAACUGGAUUAUACUCAAUAUUGAGAGUCAUUAUGUGAACAUUGCAAUGUAUAAACCGUUAAAGGGUAGUUCAUACAUGGAACUUCCUAAGGAUAUUAGUAAUUCAAUGUGUGGGCUCAUUAAUAUGAAGAACAAUGACAACAUGUGUUUCCUGUGGAGUCAUGUGAGACAUCUGAAUCCUAAGGCUAGAAGAGCAACCACUAUCACACAAAGAGAUAGGGAAUUCAUAACGAACCUGGACUAUGACGGUAUAGACUUUCCCGUGAAGAUAAGUGACAUUGAUAGAAUUGAGAGGAAAAACAGUAUCAACAUAUCAGUGUUUGGUUAUAAGGGUAAGAAACAGUUCUACCCUAUAAGGAACUCCAAUGCUAAAUACGAGGAUCAUAUGGAACUUCUACUCCUAGGUGAUGGUGAAGGUAACAACCAUUAUGUGCUCAUAAAGAAUGUAAACAGAAUGCUCUUCAGUGUAAGUAAACAUGCACAUAAGCAACACUUCUGUCUUCACUGUCUUCACAGUUGUGUAAGUGAAGAGGUACUGGAGAAGCAUAAGGAAACAUGUCUGGAGAUAAAUGGAACUCAGGCUGUAAUACUUCCCAAGGAAGGGACAAAAAUCAAGCUCAAAAAUCAUAGGAACUCAAUGCCUGUGCCGUUUGUGACAUACGCUGAUUUUGAGUCCAUACUAGUACCAGAGGAGAGAAAAGAAAAGUCAGAGAACCCUGAGGAUGAAAGUAGUACGGACCUUUACCAGACAGACAAGGCUUGUAGUUUUGGUUUGAAAACAGUCUGCCACUAUGAUGAUAAGUACUCCGGUGAGUAUAAGAGUUACGUUGGAAGUGACGCUGCAUUGGUCUUCCUAAAGACGGUAGUAAAAGAGUCCUUUAGAUGUAGAGAAAUGACCGACAAAAUAUUCAGGAAGAAAAUGGUAAUUACACCCAAAGAGAAAGCAGAAUUCCUGGUUACAAGAAACUGCCACAUAUGUGGUAACGAUCUAUGUGAGGACCGUGUGAGAGACCAUGACCAUGUAACAGGUAAGUACCGUGGAGCUGCUCACAAUAUAUGUAAUCUGAAAUACAGAAUUACAUGGAAAGUACCUGUGGUCUUCCACAACCUGAGAGGUUAUGAUAGUCAUCUGAUUAUGCAGGAAAUUGGUAAGUUCAAGAUGGAUGUUAAUGUGAUCCCAAAUAAUAUGGAAAACUACAUCUCAUUCUCACUGGGCAAGAAUCUGGUCUUCAUAGACUCUAUACAGUUCAUGGCUUCUUCACUGGAAGCACUGGUGAGUAACCUUUCACCUGAAGACUUCAGGAUAGUAGGUAAGAGGUGAAAGGGUGAGGACUUCAAUCUAGUGACACAAAAAGGAGUGUUCCCAUAUGAGUUCCUAGAUGACGUUAGCAAACUCAAUACAGAAGGUCUUCCGAGCAAGGAUAAGUUCUACUCAUCACUGUAUGAGUCAGAGGUGAAGGAGGAAGAUUACCAGAGAGCUCAGAAAGUAUGGGAUCACUUCAAGAUGAAAACCAUGAGAGACUACCACGACCUCUACUUGGAGACCGACGUUCUUCUGCUGGCUGAUGUAUUUGAAAACUUCAGGAGAACAUGUCUGGAAAGUUAUGAACUUGACCCCGCGCAUUACGUGUCAGCACCCAGUCUAAGUUGGGACGUUUUCCUGAAAAAGUCAGGUGAAGAAAUAGAACUUGUAAGUGAUGUGGAUAUGUUCCAGUUCUUCGAGAAGGGUAUGAUGGGUGGUACAAGUUAUAUUGCUCAUAGACACUUAGCAGCUAAUAAUAAGUACAUGGAGACGUACGAUGAGUCGUCUGAGAACAAGUACCUAAUGUACCUCGACGCUAAUAAUUUAUAUGGCUGGGCGAUGUCACAACCACUACCUAACGGAGAGUUCGAGUGGGUUGAGGAAGUUGACGGUAUGAAUCUAGAUGAUUACUUGGGAGACAACGGAAGAGGGAUGGUUUUGGAGGUUGACCUGGAAUAUCCACAAGAACUUCACGACCUACACAACGGUUAUCCCCUAGCACCAGAGAGUAAGGAAAUAAGCGCCUCUAUGUUGUCAGACUAACCGAAGAGUAUUGCUGAGAAAUUCCAACUGACAAUUGGAGGAGUAAGAAAACUAGUGACUUCACUAGGCCCCAGGAAGAAGUACGUCUUACAUGUACGUAAUCUGAAACUGUACACAGACCUUGGGAUGAAACUCACGAAAGUCCAUAGAGCGGUUACAUUCAAGCAGUCUCCUGGGCUUAAGGACUAUAUAGACUUCAAUACGAAGAAAAGGUCAGUAGCCCGUAACACGUUCGAAAAGAACUUCUUCAAGUUGAUGAACAACUCGAUUUACGGAAAGACUAUGGAGAAUCUUAGGAAAAGGGUUGAUGUGAAAUUAGUGUCCUCCAAAGACGACCUCCUGAAACUGACAGCAUCACCUUGCUUCCAGUCACAUCGAAUCAUGAAUGAGAAUCUUAUAGUCGUAAAGAGGAUGAAAGAAGUGCUAACGCUGAAUAAGCCGUGUUACGUGGGAAUGAGCAUCUUAGACUUAUCCAAGACUUUAAUGUACGAUUUCCACUACAACACCAUUAAGAAGGAGUACGGUAAUAAUUCGAGGUUACUGUUCACCGAUACUGACAGUCUGAUGUAUGAACUGAAGACGGAUGAUGUAUAUGAGGACUUCAGGAGGAUCGGUGAAGAGCAGGAUUGCUGGGAUAAUUCAGAUUACCCAAAAGACAGCCCUUACUACUCAACCCAUAACAAGAAGGUUAUAGGUAAGUUUAAGGAUGAAGCUGGAGGGGUACCCAUAAUUGAGUUUGUUGGGUUGAG
This is a messenger RNA of Paramuricea clavata, 4148 nucleotides long. The record is from the annotation of a GenBank genome assembly. NCBI's taxonomy places the organism in Eukaryota, Metazoa, Cnidaria, Anthozoa, Malacalcyonacea, Plexauridae.